UUAAAUUUGGCGCUGAUGCGUUGCGUCUGGCGCAAGCGCACUGUUAUAGGACGCAAAUAAAACGAUUCAAAGUUGAGUAAAGUGAGAUAUUAGAACACAGGGUCCAUUUUUUACAAUUAAAGACAAGUCCCUUGUCUUAAAAUUGAGGUUAUAAUGUCUGCAGUCACCCCAAAUAAAAACGAAAUUGAUAUCCAAAGACUACCCGUAAACUCCGAAGAGCACAUUUUUCAUGAUUGGGUGAUAAAGUACAAAAAAUCGCAUAUUCUACACUCGAUUUGUACGAGUGCAGAAAAAUGCAAAGACCUGUCACAAGAACCUUGUUUACUUUGCUUAUACACCCGAACUCUGGAUAUCCCGCAUUUGCCUGAAAUGGUGUUUCCAAAUAAUGUUUUAACUCUUACACACAGUUCAGGGGGGCAAAUUGAGUUUAAUGCUUUGGAUGCGCUUAAAACUGUCGCCAAUGGAAAACUGCCCAUAAAAGUGGCUUGUUCCGAGGAGUGGAGUGAGUCAAGGCCACCUGAGCAUUUGAGCCAAAAAAUUAAACCGUUUGAUUGGACGUUUAGCAAUGAUUAUAAAGGGACAAUCACCGGUCCUGUGCAAGUAGUGCCAACUGAGGAACGGAUCAAUAUUGAGAAACUAAAGGAAAAGGAAAAGAUUUUGUUCUAUCAAGAGUUAAUGCUUUAUGAGGAUGAGUUACACGAUAAUGGGAUUUCUUCAUGCACUAUAAAAAUCCGAGUAAUGCCCAGUUCUUACUUCAUUCUCCUCAGAUUUUUUCUAAGGGUAGAUAACGUUAUGUUAAGAGUAAAUGAUACCAGGCUUUACCACGAAUUUAGCACAAACUACAUCCUGAGGGAAUUCACAAACAAGGAAUGCGCGUUUGGGGAUGUCGAGUUACCACUGAAUGUUUUUGGAAACCCAAAUGUCUUAUCCCCCCAUAUGCCUGUAAGGACUGCAGUUAACGAGAAAUUGAUUUUUGGUGAAUGUAAACCACCAACAGAAGGGGCCGCAGAUCAGUGUUCCAUGCAAAGUACCAGCAAAAACGACUAAUUUUCUGUAAAUAAGUGCAUUUAAUAAAUUAUUUUUUGAAAUUCAAAA
This is a messenger RNA of Tribolium castaneum (red flour beetle), 1095 nucleotides long. RefSeq lists its product as uncharacterized. The coding region runs from base 154 to 1047 and encodes 297 amino acids. The transcript is spliced from 5 exons. The record is from RefSeq and is a predicted model, not a curated record. Lineage: Eukaryota; Metazoa; Arthropoda; Insecta; Coleoptera; Tenebrionidae. Gene Ontology annotation, biological process: TOR signaling. Gene Ontology annotation, cellular component: cytosol.